Molecule: messenger RNA, 591 nt
Organism: Penicillium soppii
Lineage: Eukaryota; Fungi; Ascomycota; Eurotiomycetes; Eurotiales; Aspergillaceae
Product: HIT family protein
Exons: 2
Coding region: 1-591 (196 amino acids)
Molecular function (GO): catalytic activity
Source: RefSeq, a predicted model, not a curated record
AUGUCAGCUCUUAAAGGAGCUUCGGCGCCAGUAUACUUCGGUUCAUUCAUCGUCACACCACAGGUUUUCCAUUCAACACCCCUCUCAUUCGCUUUGGUAAACCUCAAACCGAUCCUUCCAGGCCAUGUCCUCGUUUCGCCGCGGCGCGUCGUCCCCCGAGUGACAGACCUCACACCCGCAGAGACGAGUGACCUGUUCCUGACAGUGCGCCGGGUAGGCCGCAUGGUCGAGCGCGUCUAUGGAGCCUCGAGCUUGAACAUUGCCGUGCAGGACGGCGUGCAUGCCGGCCAGAGUGUGCCCCAUGUCCAUGCACACAUCAUCCCGCGCAAGCCGUCGGACUUAGAUCACCACGGUGGCACAGAUGCGAUUUAUGAUUUGCUUGAUGGCGACGAAGGGGAUUUAGGGAGGGCGUUUGAUGCUGGCGCUGGAGCUGCUGUGGGGGAUGGGGUCGAGGCUAAAGGUGGAUCGGGUUCAAGGAGGUCUAGAUUCCCAGUUGUGGAUAAUGAUAACAGACAUCCCAGAGGUGAAGAUGAGAUGAGGGCAGAGGCUGAGUUACUGGCGAGGGAGAUGGAGAUUGAGCCAAUUGAUUGA